This is a messenger RNA of Bactrocera dorsalis (oriental fruit fly), 1102 nucleotides long. RefSeq lists its product as uncharacterized. The transcript is spliced from 2 exons. The record is from RefSeq and is a predicted model, not a curated record. Lineage: Eukaryota; Metazoa; Arthropoda; Insecta; Diptera; Tephritidae. The coding region runs from base 106 to 939 and encodes 277 amino acids.
CGCCGUGCCACAGUUCAUCAGUUCAAAGCAAAGCUUCAAGCAAAUCAAACAACUUCAGUCACAACAACCACAACUAUCCCAACUAAAAAAACCUUAAGCAGAGAAAUGCGUGGAUUCAUUGUUUUGUGUUUGUCCGCCGUGGCCAUUGCCGCGCCACAAGGCUACAACUACAACCCAGCUUCCGCUGGUGCUGGUGCUGGUGCCAUCGCACAUGGAAAUGGCGGUUUCGGUCAGUUCAGUCAGUCCUCUAGCUCUGGUGGCGGUUUCUUCGGCGGCAGCGGUCUUUCCGGUGGUGUUUCCGGUGGUGUUAGCGGUGGACAUGGUGGUUUCUUUGGUCAUGGUGGUGCUGGCGUGCAACAACAGCAAGCUGUGGUGUCCAAACGUUUCUUCAUCCAUACCGCACCUGAAGAUGCCGAAGAGCAAUACCAAGAGAAACACAUCACCGUCGGUGUGCCACGCAAGAACUACAAUGUAGUCUUCAUCAAAUCACCAAACCGUUCGCAAAAGAAGGCCUCCAUCAAGAUCACACCCGCCAUCAACGAAGAGAAGACCGUCAUCUAUGUGCUCAACAAGAAGACCGACGGCACCGAUAUCGACGCUCAAGUCUUGGAGCAGCCCGCUGUUACCACCAAACCCGAAGUGUUCUUCAUCAAGUACAAGACCGCCGAGGAGGCUCAACAUGCCCAACAGGAAAUCCAAGCUCAAUACGAUGCGCUCGGCGGCAGCAGCCAGGUCACCGACGAGGGUGUCGCCCCAGUCAGCUCCGUUAUCGGUUCAUUGGGCGGCGGCGAUGGUGCUGGUGCUCAUGCUGGCGCUGGAGCUGGUGCUGGUGUCGGCAUCGGUGGCGGUAUUGGCGGUGGUAUUGGUGGUGGUAUUGGUGGUGGUGCCAUCGGCGGACAUGCCGGUAACAAUGCAUACUUGCCACCCAAUUUCAAAUAAGCGGAGAUAGUUGUUGUUUGUUGAUAUUUUAGUACUGUUAUUGUUGUUAAAUAUUUUUAUAAUCGCUUUACGCUUUGCGUUGAACCACAAGUGAGACGCAGAGCAUUGUUGUAAUGUUUGUAUUUUUUGCACUUUGCUUCGCACAAACUUUUCGUUUGUCAUG